AUGAACGGAUCGUCGGGAGUGGUAGCGACAUCAACGCCACCACAGUCCUCGGCCUCGGGCGUCGUGUCAUCUUCCUCUUCCGUCGUGAAGGCCGCGUCGAAGGGUUCCGAGGUGCGAUCGUACAAGGGCGAGAAGAAGAAUGGCGUGCCCAACGGACGCGGUACGCUGGUGUUUGCGAAUGGAAAGCGCUACGAGGGAUCGUUCAAGGAGGGCCAAUUUCACGGGACCGGCACCCUCGUGUUCCCCAAUGGCAAUCGUUACGAGGGCGAAUUCAAGAUUGGACGCAAGCAUGGCAAGCGAGGCAUUUUCACAUGGGCGCUCGGUGAACGCUACGAGGGCGAAUACCGAAACGAUAGACGACAUGGGCGGGGUCUGUUUACAUGGAAGAGCGGAGGGCGCUACGAGGGCGAUUUCAAGGAUGACAGACGCACGGGCCGAGGCGUGCUCACGUGGCCCGAUGGCGAGCGCUACGAGGGCGCCUUCGAGGAAGACCAGCUCGAGGGCCAGGGCGUGUACCACUACGCGAACGGGGAUCGCUACGAGGGCCUCUUCCAUGCGGGCGUCAAGCAUGGCCGUGGCAUCUACUACUUCGCCAACGGCGACAAGUACGUGGGCGACUACAAGCACGGCAAGCGCACCGGCUACGGUCUGCUCACCCUCGCCAACGGCAAUCGCUACGAGGGCGAUUUCAAGGCCGACAAGCGCACAGGCAACGGCAUAUUCACGUGGCAGAGCGGCUCUCGCUACGAAGGCGAGUUCAAGAACGACAAGCGAACGGGACGCGGCGUGUUUCAUCGCGCCAACGGAGAGCGCUACGAGGGCGAAUUCAAGGACGGCAAGCGCCAUGGCGUCAGCGUCUCCUACGUACCCACCAACGAAGAGGGCAAGGAAAAGGUCUACCGAGAGGAGUGGGUGGACGGCUCGCUCAUCUCCAAAUACGAAAUCGGCCCCGAGGAGGUGCCGCACAUAUUGGACAAUGAGAUCGACGCAUCGCUGAGCACCCUGAAGUCCGGCCUCAAGAACGCGAUCGGCGGGUCGCUCGCCUCCAACGCGUCGAUGUCGAUGAGCUCCUCGCGCGCUGCGCUGGCCCUCGCCCCCUCCAACGCGCUGGUGCCCUUCAACGGCCUUCAGGGCAUCAACCUGCAGAGCAUGGGCAUCAUACUCGACCUCGGGAACCAAAUCAAUCCCGAGGAGGAGGUGCUGUUCGGCGACAGGUCCAAGCUGCCGGCCAUCCUCGUCAUCAAGAUCUUCUCCUUCCUCGACGAAAAGUCCCUCUGCUUGGCCUGCCAAGUGAGUCAAAUGUGGCAGAAGCUGUCCGAGGACGAGACGCUGUGGCGCAUGCUGUGCAAGAAGCGGUGGAGCCUCAAGAAGAAGCAGGACUCAGACUACGCCACCCACUACUGCUACUGGAAGUUCCAGUACUGGCUCUACCUCUGCAAAAGAGUGUUCGACGAGGAGGAGGUCAAGAACGGACGCGGCACCUACAGCUGGUCGAACGGAAACUGCUACGAAGGAGAGUGGAAGGACGACCACAGACAUGGCCGAGGUCGCAUGAUCUACGCCGAUGGGGACAAGUACGAGGGCGACUGGCGAGAUGGCAAGAAGCACGGCUUUGGUAUUGUGACCUACAUGAACGGAUCCAAGUACGAGGGAACGUUCAUCAACGGCGAACGAGACGGCAAGGGCGUGCUCACGUUCAGCAACAAGGACAGAUACGAUGGAGAUUGGAAGCAGGGGAAGAAGGAGGGCACGGGCACGUACCUGUGGGCCAACGGGUCGAUCUACCAGGGCGAGUACGUCAACGGCAAGAAGGAGGGCAAGGGCAUCAUGAUCUACAACAACGGGGAUCGAUACGAGGGCGAGUGGAAGGGCGGGAGGCGGCACGGGUACGGCACGGAAACGUGGAUCAACGGCGUCAAGUACGAGGGCGAGUGGCGCGACGGCAAGCGACAGGGCUUCGGCAAAGUGCACUACGCCAACGGCGACAAAUACGAAGGUGAGUUCAUGGGUGGAGAGAAGGAGGGCAAGGGCAAGAUGAUCUACGCCAAGGGCGGAGAGUACGAGGGCGAGUGGAAGAAGGGAAAACGAGAAGGCCACGGCGUGAUGGUCUAUGGCGACGGCGGCGUCUACGAUGGCCAAUGGAAGGACGACAUCGAGGUCAUCCCCAGAGUGGCGAAUGGGACGGACGGGAAGCGGGCACCGAUUCCGGCCGACUUUCCGUCGAAGCGGCGAACGGUGGCGGAGAGCGAGGAGGACGAGGAGGAACUCAACGAGGUCGCCGCGGCCGAGCAGCGCAAGUCAGCGGUACAGAAGCGUCUCGCUCGCAUGCGCCGGCGCGCCGGCACCAAGCCCCCGAAGGGCAGCGCCCGCCCGAGCACCAACUCCUCCUCAUCCACCAAGACCACGGCCGCCAAAGCAGCCAAGUAG
Acanthamoeba castellanii str. Neff is the source of this 2427-nucleotide messenger RNA. RefSeq names its product Fbox and MORN domain containing protein. Gene Ontology annotation, cellular component: cytosol. Gene Ontology annotation, molecular function: protein binding. The record is from RefSeq and is a predicted model, not a curated record. NCBI's taxonomy places the organism in Eukaryota, Discosea, Longamoebia, Acanthamoebidae. The transcript has 14 exons. The coding region runs from base 1 to 2427 and encodes 808 amino acids.